Molecule: messenger RNA, 390 nt
Organism: Meloidogyne enterolobii
Lineage: Eukaryota; Metazoa; Nematoda; Chromadorea; Rhabditida; Meloidogynidae
Source: the annotation of a GenBank genome assembly
AUGGUUCGUCGACGACUUCAAGAAGUACAGGAUCUAAAUAAUGACAACAAAAAUAAUGCCUCAGACAAAACUAAAGAAGAACAAGUUCGAGAAUUAUUAGACGAAGAAAAACAACAUGAAGGCCUUGCACAAGAAUUGCUUAGAUUGACUGGAAGUUUGAAACAUAAUUUUACAACUGCUGGUUCUGUGCUUAAAGAGGAUAAUGCGGCUCUCGAUGUCAUGCACAGAAUUGCUUCAAGCAACAAAGAAAAUUUAGUUCGUGAAAGUGGCCGUUUAGAACAUCAUGCAUACAAAUCCUGUUUCAAUUUUAUGAUGAUUUUGAUUGUUAUUUUUGUGAUAUGGUCCUUUAUUGCGAUGAUUGUUGUUAUGAGAGUAUUUCCUAAAGUUUAA